This is a messenger RNA of Pseudomyrmex gracilis, 2086 nucleotides long. RefSeq names its product nucleoporin seh1-A (gene Nup44A). The record is from RefSeq and is a predicted model, not a curated record. Bases 141 to 1244 code for a protein of 367 amino acids. The transcript has 5 exons. Lineage: Eukaryota; Metazoa; Arthropoda; Insecta; Hymenoptera; Formicidae. Gene Ontology annotation, biological process: cellular response to amino acid starvation; positive regulation of TORC1 signaling. Gene Ontology annotation, cellular component: nuclear pore outer ring; Seh1-associated complex. Gene Ontology annotation, molecular function: structural molecule activity; protein binding.
ACAAUGAGCAAUAGCGCAGAUAACGCGCUCUUUGCAAUACAGUUGAGUUUGGUAACCCUGCGUACAAAUCGCGUGUUUAGUAAACAAGAACUUCACAUUUUUGUUAAGUAAUAUCGAGUAAUCAUAAUUGUUUAUUCACAAUGUUCGAGGCGCACACUAUCAAUGCAGAGCACAAAGAUCUUAUACACGAUAUCGCUUAUGAUUACUAUGGAGAACGAAUGGCAACGUGUUCCAGUGAUCAUUUUGUUAAGGUGUGGGAUGAAGACGAACAUGGAAAUUGGCACUUGACUGCUUCUUGGAAGGCACAUAGUGGCUCGGUAUGGAAGGUCACAUGGGCGCAUCCAGAAUGUGGCCAAGUUCUUGCUACAUGUUCCUUUGAUCGGACUGCUGCUGUUUGGGAGGAAAUCGUUGGUGAAGGCUCUGGACCAGAAGCUCGUGGUAGCAAGCACUGGAUUAAAAGAACAACUUUAGUAGAUUCUCGUACUUCAGUCACAGAUGUAAAGUUUGCACCAAAGACUUUAGGUCUUUUACUGGCCACUUGUAGCGCAGAUGGCUAUAUUCGAAUAUACGAAGCACCUGAUAUUAUGAAUUUGAGUCAAUGGACUCUGCAACACGAUAUCAAUUGCAAGCUUUCGUGUAGUAGUCUUUCUUGGAAUCCAUCGCUUUCAAGGUUACAUCCGCCUAUGAUAGCAGUUGGUAGCGACGAUCCCAAUCCAUCACUCGGAGCAAAGGUGUUCAUUUACGAAUUUUCUGAGAGCAGUAGACGCUGGGUUAAAGUCGAGGCGUUAUCGUCUGUUCUAGACGCCGUUUAUGACAUUGCGUUUGCUCCCAAUUUGGGCAGAAAUUUUCACACUUUAGCCAUAGCCACAAAAGACGUACGAAUAAUUACUCUGAAGCCGACGCAGGAAAGUACGCAAACCGGUGUUUCCCAUUUCGAAAUAAACACAGUUGCGCAAUUCGACGAUCAUUAUUGUACUGUCUGGCGUGUUAGUUGGAACUUUAUGGGAACGAUUUUAGCAAGUGCCGGCGACGAUGGUUGCAUCCGUUUGUGGAAGGAUAAUUAUAUUAAUGAGUGGAAGUGCGUCUCCGUUCUUAAAGGGGACGGCGCACCCGCGCAGAACACCGAGACUCCCGUUCUGGCAACUCCACCGAGUUCGUCCACACCGGCGCAACAAGCGCCGUCUACCACCAGGUACUACAAAUUGGGUACCAUCAGUCAUCCAAACCAAGUACCUUGGCAUUAGAAGAACUCACGUUUUCUAAAAAAAGCAGCCAAUUGCUAGCUAUUUUAGUAUCGUGUCAUUCUUUGUCAAAUGGAAGAUCCAAAGUAUAAGAUAUUUUUUGUUCCGAUAAAAAAUUUAUUAUAGUUAUUUGUGUUCUUUUCACAACAAAGUAUACUCAUCAUCUUAUUAUUUGUAUACUUUAGGUAAGCAUUUGCGCACUUUUACUACUGAAUUUUUUUGAAACUACUUACACGUAGUUUUUGAUUGUUUAACUAAUACCUCUCAUACUCUAUAUAUCACAUGUAAUGUCCUACCUACACUUUUGUUUAUAAUCGUUGAUUUGUGAGAACGAACUCUUGUUUUUAUAUUAAAAUCCUCAAAUGUCGUCUCAAAUGUAUUAUGUUAUUGUCAACUAGAAUUUUAAAACCUUGUCACAAGAGGUUUUUAAAACGCUCUUCCAGUAAGUUUAGUGACAAAACAAUAAACUGUGUGAGAUGUACAAACGAUUUUUGAAGAUUUGGGCGGAGGAUAUGAGUGUUAUCGGUGUUAUUUGUCAAACUCAAUUGACAACUUUGGUAAUCAAAAUUGGAUAAAGUAUUUUUCAAAAUUUAUAAAUUUAUUAUGAAGUAUGAAUGGUGUUUAAGAGACCUGUACAUUUUUUUUAUUAAUAAACGUUGUUUCUGCAUAAUAAGUACCUUUUCAUUUUCUCCUCCCUUGUUCUGUCAAAUCUUGAUUAUAAUUUGCAUCAUCACGAAGUUUUUUUUUUUUUAUAGAACAUGUGAUUUGUUCUUGAUUAUUCAGUUGUCACAAUGCACAAGCGAUUUUUACUUCAAUUUAUUAAAGCAAGGAUCUUAAAGAGACCG